AUGUCUGUCAUUGGAGCCCAGGAGCCACGCCGGGGAUGCUGUGCUCCCCAGUCGGCUGCUUCGGCCCGACCGAUGCACCCCCUUGAUGCCCUCUCCGCCCAGGAAAUCCCGGCCGCCGCAGACCUGAUUCGCCAGUACGCUGCUCCGAAACAACUCAAGUUCAACUGCAUUACCCUGCAUGAACCAGCCAAGGCGGAAUAUGCAGCUUUCCGAAAUGGCUCGGGCCCUCGGCCUGAGCGACGUGCCUUCUCCAUCGCGCUUGAACGAGGAACCCCCAAGGUCGCGGAAGUGGUGGUGAAUCUCACGACUCGGCGAGUGGAGUCCUGGAAGGAUGUCCGAGAUGCUCUUCCCACUCUGACUUUGGACGACUUGGACAUCGUUGAGCGGAUUGCCCGGACCCACCCGAAAGUGAUCGAGGUCUGUCGAGAGAUUGGCAUCACGGAUAUGUCCAAGGUCUACUUCGAUGCAUGGGCUAUAGGUAUUGAUGAACGUUGGGGAUUCGACCGAAGACUGCAGCAGGCUCUGCCGUAUUACCGGAGUUCAGCCUACGACAACCAGUACGCUCACCCCUUGGAUUUCACCAUCGUGGCGGAUACGGAGACCGAGGAAAUUCUGGCCAUUGAUGUGCGUCGGGUCAAUGGAGAAAGAACAUCGGUACCUUGGCAAGAGCAUAAUUACCUGCCCGAGUUUAUUUCCGACUCCUAUCGCCAUGAUCGCUUGAAGCCGGUGGAUAUCACGCAGCCCCAGGGCGUUUCAUUUCGCAUGAAUGGCAACGAGAUUGAGUGGGCUGGGUUCAAGAUGCAUAUCGGCUUCAAUUACCGAGAAGGUAUUGUGUUGUCUGAUGUGCGGGUGGAUGACCCGUAUGAACAGCGUGAGAGGACCCUAUUCAACAGAAUCAGCGUCGUCGAGAUGGUCGUGCCCUACGGAUGUCCCAAGCCUCCACAUCAUCGCAAACACGCCUUUGAUGUUGGAGAAUAUGGGAGUGGCUUGAUGACGAAUUCUCUCAAGCUCGGCUGUGACUGCAAAGGGACCAUCCACUACCUCGAUGCCGUGCUUUCCACGGCAACGGGGGAGCCGACAGUUGUGAAAAAUGCGGUGUGUAUCCACGAGGAGGACAACGGCCUCCUCUAUAAACAUACAGACUUCCGAGACAAUCGUGUCAUCGCAGCCCGGGACCGGAAGCUCAUCAUUUCCCAAAUCAUUACCGCGGCUAAUUACGAAUAUGCGUUCUACCACACCUUCACGCUAGAUGGGACCUAUAAGUUGGAGAUGAAAUUGACCGGGAUGCUAAACACCUAUUGCUUACAUCCCUCGGAGCAGGCGGCUCCCUAUGGGACGGAGGUGGCCAAGGGGAUUGAUGCCCAGAACCAUCAGCAUAUAUUUUCUCUUCGUGUUGAUCCGGAGAUUGACGGGACAUGCAAUACUGUGGUGCAGAGUGAUGCAGUGCCGGCGGAAGAGCCUGUAGGCUCAGAGGACAAUUUCUAUGGCAAUGGCUUCCUGGCGAGAAAGACUCCUCUGCGAACUGCAUUGGAAGGGGCCACCACUUACUGUCAUGAAACAAAUCGAUCCUGGGACAUCAUCAACCCCAGCCGACUCAGCGUCGCCAAGAAACCCGUGGGUUACAAGAUCAUCAACAACCAGUGUCCGGCCCUGCUAGCCAAACCCGGCAGUACCGUUUAUAAGCGAGCUGGGUUUGCCCGCAAAUCCCUUUGGGUCUUGCCGUACCGAGAUCAUGAACUGUUCCCAGCAGGAGUCUAUGUCUGCCAGUCAACGGGAGAGCCGAACCACCCCGAUAAUGAAACCAUUGUCGACUGGGCAGCGCGCAAUGAAUCGAUCGAGAACACGGACAUUGUGUGUUACAUCCAAUUCGGCCUGACGCAUUUUCCGCGCACAGAAGAUUUCCCCAUCAUGCCUGCAGAGCCUGUCAGCGUCAUGCUGCGGGCAUCCAACUUCUUCCAGAAGAACCCAGCUCUGUGGGUGCCUCCAUCCAACGUGUCUCGAGAUUAUACCUCGUGCGAUGCCUUCCCGACCAAAGGUGCAUGCUGCCCGUCGAAGGCGGGCCGUCGGCGGAAGAAGAAAUGUGAUGAGACUCGUCUUGCGUGCUUGAACUGCGCCAAGCGAGGCCUUAUCUGCGAAUGGCCACAAUAUGUGACCGAGACCGGGGACUGGGCGGGACAUUCUCCUCCUUUGAACAGACACAAACCAAGUAAUCUCGACAACGGAGCCACCACGGUAGUUGUCAAAUAUGAUGAUCAAACGCCGCGGAGAACCUACUGCCUCGAUGAAGUAUCGGAUGAUUCCAGCGACGUGGCAUCCUCCACAGGCUCAUCUGUUGCCGGCGAAGGGCCUUGGACACAAUCAGCUUCUUCUGCCAUGACAGUCCUCGGUAGCUUGCACCGCCUCUCUGCCAACCCUUCACCGGCUGUCAUCCAAGAGAGUGGGCUGCUCUUUGAUUUUCUCAGAGUGACAUUUCUACCUCAACUCAUUCGACCAACAGCAAAUAGUCGUGUCAUUGAUUUCUUUACACAGGAGACACUGACACUAGCUCUUCACCGGCCAUUUUGUAUGCAUGCUCUUCUCGCCUGUUGCGGAUCAGAAAUUCCUACCCAUAACCGAGAAUUCCGUCAGCUGGCUCGCUUUCACUAUGUUCGCGCGGUGGAAGGGCUCCGCACCAACCUGGAUAACGGUAAUCUGAACCAGCAGUGGAUUGUUACGAUUCUCACCGUUCUCAUGCUUUGUAUUUACGAGAGAUCCAAGCCACAGGGCUCAAUUGCCGUCGACGUUCAUCUGGUAGGAGCGGCGCGGUUGAUUCGCUUGGACUCCCAGCGUUCUCCCUCCGAGUGUCCCAAGUCAGAGAUAGACCGGGCCAUGCAUCGCCUAGUCCGGGAGUCGUUCAUCUUCCACGUUGCGACUAGUCUGCCUUUCCAGCAGAUGGCCUCGCCCAAUGCUGAAAUUGACUCGGCGUUCUCACUCGCCGAAGAUACGCUGGGUCAACAUUUCCACAUUCACUCACACUCUCAUCCCGACUCACCAGUGCUCGGCGUUCCCCCCCAACUAUUUCGAUGCAUCUAUACGAUCUAUCGUCUAUACCAAGACUGUUCCAAAAGUAGUGUGGAUAUUGCUCACUGUCGCCGCCUGGAACAAGAAAUGAUUUGGUGGGACCAUUUGAUGACGGCUCGACCAACACCUGGGCGAGACCAGUUGUGGGAGGACGACUACGCUGCGAGAGGAGCCUUGGCGCACCACCCGAAUGCGCAUUCAAGUUCUUCUUUCAUCGGGCCCAGAUUGUACGUUUUGGGCGCCCGCAUUCUUCUCCAACGCAUGAUUAUCCCUGAUCCCACUGGAUCCGAUCCCGUCAUCGACCAACUGGUGACCGAGGCGAUGACUGUAGUCCAACAGCUCCAGCCCGCACGCGACUAUUUUGCCGAGUACUAUUGCUGGCCAUUCUUGAUCAUAGGGCUCAACUUGGACAAUAUGCCUGACCAAGAAUUUCUUAUGUCGCAGAUUUUGGCAUUUUGGUCCGCCACCAACAACGGCACGAUGCGACGACUGGCCGAUAUGCUUCGACUCUACUGGCAGUCUCCUCCGCCGCGACAGUUGCCGGUUGAGAUUCUCAAGUAG
Molecule: messenger RNA, 3621 nt
Organism: Penicillium lagena
Lineage: Eukaryota; Fungi; Ascomycota; Eurotiomycetes; Eurotiales; Aspergillaceae
Exons: 5
Coding region: 1-3621 (1206 amino acids)
Biological process (GO): regulation of DNA-templated transcription; amine metabolic process
Molecular function (GO): primary methylamine oxidase activity; quinone binding; zinc ion binding
Source: RefSeq, a predicted model, not a curated record